This is a messenger RNA of Anolis sagrei ordinatus, 5850 nucleotides long. RefSeq names its product kinesin family member 27 (gene KIF27). Gene Ontology annotation, cellular component: microtubule associated complex. NCBI's taxonomy places the organism in Eukaryota, Metazoa, Chordata, Lepidosauria, Squamata, Anolidae. Gene Ontology annotation, molecular function: microtubule binding; ATP binding; microtubule motor activity. Gene Ontology annotation, biological process: mitotic spindle organization; microtubule-based movement; spindle elongation. The record is from RefSeq and is a predicted model, not a curated record.
UGCAGCGGGGAGUUCUUGGUUGCCUGGAAACCGGCUGUAAACAAGCGCCUGGAAGCGAGGGCGGCUUUGGGGCCCAGGCCGCAUCGGGCGAGUUGCAAGACCAGCGGCCUCUGCGUCGUUGCCGUAGUCCCCAGGCCCUGACGAGGGGGACGCCAAUAGCGUAGGCUACGCAGAGGCCCUCCGGAGAGGGCUGAAGAUCAGUCCUGAAGACAGAGAAUAUUAUCAAGAAAGAAAUGCAAGGACAUCUCUCUAUGGGAAGUGGAACACAUUAAACAACAAAUCACACACAAACUGUCAUGGAAGAAGUUCCGGUUAAAGUAGCAGUGAGAAUAAGACCGUUGCUUUCUAAAGAAGCACUUCACAACCAUCAAGUGUGUGUGAGAUUAAUCCCAAACACUCAGCAAAUAGUCAUUGGAAAGGACCGUGUUUUCACUUUUGAUUUUGUUUUUGACAAACAUUCCACCCAAGAUGAAGUUUAUACAACGUGUAUCAAACCAUUAGUGGCAUCUCUGAUAGAAGGAUACAAUGCCACUGUUUUUGCCUAUGGACAGACAGGCUCUGGGAAGACUUACACCAUUGGAGGAGGUCAUGUUGUUUCCAUUGCAGAGGAAGAAAGAGGUAUCAUUCCACGUGCAAUCCAGGAAAUAUUUCAACUUAUUUCUGAAAACCAUAAUGUUGACUUCACUGUGAAAGUUUCUUACAUAGAGGUCUACAAAGAAGAAGUCAGAGAUCUGCUGGAACUAGAGACCUCUAUGAAAGAUCUACACAUAAGAGAAGAUGAGAAAGGCAAUACAGUAAUUGUCGGUACCAAGGAUUGCCAGGUUGAAAGUAUGGAUGAAGUGAUGAGCCUGUUGGAAACUGGGAAUGCUGCUCGACAUACAGGCACAACACAAAUGAAUGAGCACUCCAGCCGAUCUCAUGCUGUUUUUACUAUCAGCAUUUGUCAACAACGGCAAUCAGCUCAGAAAAACACAAACUCUGGACAGGAUUCAUCUCAAAGUUCAGGCCAGCUGAUUGUGUCCAAGUUCCACUUUGUGGACCUUGCUGGAUCAGAAAGAGUAACAAAAACUGGGAACACUGGUGAAAGAUUCAAGGAAUCAAUUCAGAUAAACAGUGGCUUAUUGGCUCUGGGAAAUGUGAUAAGUGCUCUUGGAGAUCCUAGGAGAAAAAGUAUACAUAUUCCAUACAGGGAUGCUAAAAUUACACGCAUUCUGAAGGACUCCUUAGGAGGCAAUGCCAAGACAGUCAUGAUAACUUGCAUUAGUCCAUCAUCUUCUGAAUUUGAUGAGUCACUCAAUUCCAUAAAAUAUGCCAACAGAGCCAAAAAUAUUAGAAACAAACCUAUUGUCAACUACAACCCAGAUCGGGACCGCAUCGAUGAAAUGGAGUUUACAAUCAAAUUGCUUCGAGAAGCUUUGCAAAAUCAGCAGGUUAGUGAACAAAACUCUGGCAGCCGAGUGUCACAAGACUUGUCUCAGGAGAGAAGCAAAAUCCAUUCUCUUGAGGAGCAGCUUGCCCGGCUUCAGGUAGAAAGUUUCAGCUACAGAAAUUGCAUAGAAGAAGCCUAUACAUUCCUUGCCGACCUAAAAAAUAUUGCCAGUCUGUCAAAAAGUCAACAUGACAAACUGCAAGAUUGGCUCUCUGUGGCUCAGGAACUCAGGAAGGAGACCCCAGCUAUUCCUCAAAUAAAUGGUGGAAGUGGAGGUAACCAAGAAGAACCAUACCAUAUCACAAUUCUUCAAUUGAAGAGAGAGCUGAAAAAGUAUCAGCAGGCUCUUGCUGCAGAUGAAGAAGUUUUUAGUGAGAAAGAACUUGAGAUAAAAGUACUGCAAGAUCAAAUAGAGAAGUUGAUAAAGGAGAAUCAGGAAUGCCUGCAGUCACUACAGGAGGCACAGGAUACAAAUAAGCUACAGAAUGAGAAAAUGGUGGAACAACAGCUUAUAAUUGACCAGCUAAAUGGCAGAUUAGAGAUCAUGAUAAAAAUGUCUGCUUCCAGUGGUGCUUGUGGGGAUGGACCAACUGCUAUAGUAUCUGCCAGGAGGCCUUUCAGUGUUCCUCUGACUAAACGUUUGGUGCAGUCCAUUAAUCCACCGGUGGAGCUGAAUUCUCGAAAGGUACACACAAGUCCUCCGACAUACUCCUUAAGCAGAGUCAUGGCUGGAUUUCAUACCCGCAGCCAAAUAAUGUUAGAUCACAUAGAAGAACAGGAUGAGGUUCUUCAUUGCUGCUUCUCUGACCACAGCGAUGAAGAUGAAAAGCAUGCGAAGAAUAAAAAGAGACCCCAGUUUAGACAUUCUCUAAAUCGUACAUGGACACGAAAGCAGGCUCCUCAGUUUUCUGUGCUUGAACAAACAGAACUGCAACAUGAUUCCCAUUUACAAAGCAGAAGUAUCUCACAAAUGGAAUCUGCUCCUGGUGCUGCUGAUAUCGAAUGUAUCAAGAAAAGUCAGAUAUUAAAUAUGCAGAAGUUAAAAAAUACAGAGCUGAAACUUAUUGCCGCUAAGCAAAAGAUGAGUGAACUUACACUUAAUAUCAGAAUGAAGGAAGAACUUAUUAAAGAACUAGUGAAAACAGGUAACGAUGCUCAAUCUGUAAGCAAGCAGUACUCUCUGAAAAUAGCAGAACUGGAACAUGAAGCAGACCAGGCCAAAACUGAUUUAGCUGAAACGCAAAAGCAAUUGCAAGAGCUAGAGAACAAAGAACUAAGAGACAUUGCUGAAAAUGCUAGGUUACAGAAAGAAUUUAGGAAAAAGAUGGAUGCAGCAAAGAUAAAAGUGCAGGCCUUACAGAAAAAACAGCAGGACACUAAGAAACUGGCUUCGUUGUCCACACAGAAUGAAAGGCGUGUUUUUGAAGUAGAACAAAAUGUCAGUCAUAUGAAAAAUCAACAAGCCCAGAUACAAAAAAGAUUGCAAGAGGAGACUGAAAAAAAGAAAAGCUUGGAGGCAGAAAUUCAGAAGGGACAACUACAGAUCAAGGAGCUUCAACAAAAGACUGAAGAACAAGCAAAGAUUUUAAAACUAAAAGAUCAAGAAAUUGCAGCAAUUAAAAGGAAAAAGUCAGAUGAAACCCCCCAGCAACUAGAGAAAUUAGAAGAGAAAAAGAAAUGGCUAGAUGAAGAGCUAGAGAAGGUUUUACAUCAACGUCAGGAGUUAGCUCAUCUGGAAGAAGAUUUAAAAAGAAGAGAAGCUAUCAUUUCCAAAAAGGAAACUUUGAUGCAAGAGAAGAGCCAUUUAGAAAUUAAAAAACUGAGAUCCAGCCAGGCUCUCAGUAAAGAUAUUUUGAAAUUAUCAAGUCGCUUGAACGUGCUGGAUCAGGAAUUAUGUGACAAAAAUAUGCAGCUUCAGAGCAGCACCACUAUGGAGCAUGAGAAGAUUUUUGAAGAAGUUCAGGCUCUGGAGAAGGAGCGAGAUCAGCUCCUGAAAAGAAGGAGCAGUGUGGAUGAGAAAUUGCAGAAUGGCAGAAUAUUGUCUCCAGAAGAGGAACAUUUUCUCUUCCAGCUUGAAGAAGGAAUUGAAACUUUGGAAGCUGCCAUUGCUUAUAAGAAUGAAAGUAUCCAAAAUCAUCAAAAUUCAGUCAGAGCUUCAUCGCAAAUCCUUUUGCACAGUGAGGCCAAUGUGAUGGAAAAGUUGGUUUCCUUGACUGCUAAUGAACUGCGAGCAAUUCUUAUAAAGUAUUUUAAUAAGGUUGUUAGUCUUCGUGAGAGUGAACGUAAAUUGCAACUUCAGGCUGAAGAACUUGGAAUGAAAGUAACAGAGCAAGAAAACAUAGCAAGAGAAUUAGAACGGGCACAUGAACAUCUUGUGCUGCAAUGUGACAGGCGUCUCACUCUCCAACAAAAAGAACAUGAGCAAAAGAUGCAAUUAAUACUACUUCAUUGCAAAGAGCAAGACAGUGAAAAUAUUUCAGAAGCUCUUAAAACUCACGAGGCAAAAGUCCAACAAUUGGAAAAAGACUUGUUCUUCUACAAGAAAACUAGCAGAGAAUUAAAGAAGAAAUUAAAGGAACUGGUUGGAGAAUCGAUACACCCUCCUCCUCAGACACAUAGUAAAUGUUUUUCUUCUACUGAUGGUACACCGAACAGAGAAGAAGCAAUUACUUUGUCAGAAGAACCUGGAUGGACAAACAAAUCAGUAGGAAGAUUCAAAGAAGCAAUCCACCUGACAGAUAAUUUAGAAGUAGAGCAAAAGUCUCAAACAUUUCAAGAGGAUGUUGUAGAAUUUGUAGCCAGGACAUCUCAUAGUCAGGAAGAGCAAGCAGGAAAAGUGCAAUAUCUUGCAAAAUCUCAUCCACAAGGAGUCUUUCAUUCUCAUACAAAAGACACUAUGACCCAGCUUCAAGGAUCAACCCCAGUAAAACUUUCUCGCAAAGAAUUGCGUUGCAUCCCUGCAUCUGAGCUUUCCUCAAGGCGCUCAGGACUUGCGGUUGGUAUGAAUUAUGGUCACGCAGAUUCCACUGAAAUGCUUCAAAAGCCUAAUGAACUUAAUACAUAAUUCACACUAACCUUUUGAAAGAAGUCACUAAUUUUGAUACUUCCUAGUGCAUUUUUGGCAGCUAUGAUAACAACUUCUCACUCCUGUACCUGAUGAUGCAGAGCGCAUGGAAUGCUCACGUAUAAACGUAUGAUGCUCCUGGCACAGUGAUGUUAAAGGACAGAAACAAAAUGGAUGUUUGCCUUUUACAAAAUUACUUUUUGAAUUGUAUUAAUUUUAAAAACAAUUGGCAUAGAUUUGUAUUCUUAAAUUUAUAAAGUAUUUCCUCAUCUUACCUCCCAUACUUCAAAGAAUAUAGUGGCUGGAUGUGGUAAUACUUUCUUUGUCUGCAUGAGCAAUCUAUACUAUAACAGUAGUCAUAUUUAUUAGAACAAUACUGAGGAUGGUUAAAAAAAGGAGUAAGCACCAGAUAACAGAAUCUUACACCAGAUGGGUCGUUUUCUCAUAUUGUGGCUAAAUAUGAAAAUAUAAGUGGAGCAGUACAGAGCACCAUCAUCAACAGAGAGCAACUUUGGCAGGCAUAGGAACACUUUUGCCUUGUCCUCCAAAUUUUGGCAAAUCCAAAUCACUGUGGUUGAUUUGGAUCUCUGAAGUUCAAGAAGAAAAAUGCUUCUUCCUAAGGUUCAUACUGAAUACAAGUUUCAAUUACACAAACAUGUAUUCAAAACUUUGUGGCCUGCACUAUAGUGUGAAUUUGUGCCUGAGAUGUCAGUGUGUCUGGCUUUUCCUGGAAAGCAAUUUCUCUAGAUUUAUUCCAAGAUAAUUGUCAGAACAGGCAGACCUAUUUUUCUUAGAAAUCAUUUCCUGAGAGAGCAAAAUAAAUUGCAUGACGUAGGUGAUUAGUCCACCUGCCCUCAAUUUGGACAACAGUAACUUAAUUCUGAUAUGUAAGAGAAUAUCUAUAUACCAAAAAUGAGCCACAUAAAAUCAGAACACAAUGUUGUAAGGCAAUUCUGGUAUAAAAUAAAUAUUAACUGCUAUGUCAGGAACAGCCUUGCAUGAUCAUGUAUUCUCUCUCACACUCACUCAGACCUACACAUACUUAGUUCGGUCAUUCCUCCCAUAUUGGUUUGGUUUACCCAAAGUUAUGAUUAAAUAAUUUUAGUUAGAAUGAGCUGAAAAACUUCUAAACUUGUUCAUAGUGCUUUGAUCCAUUUUUGCCCUUUGGUUCACAGAAGCAGACACAAUCUAGUCUAAGUGCCUAUUCGCAGAGCGAGAUAAUGAUUAUUGGUUGCUCACUUUCUCCUGUUGCUAUUCCUGCCAUUGCUCCUGUCAAUCUGGAAGAUUCCACUACCAUCCAAAGCAGAUUUUUUGGAAGCUGCUAAGGAAAUGUGUGAGAAAUCCUCUCUUCUUUGAC